Trichoplax adhaerens is the source of this 474-nucleotide messenger RNA. RefSeq lists its product as uncharacterized. The transcript is spliced from 2 exons. Gene Ontology annotation, molecular function: calcium ion binding. The record is from RefSeq and is a predicted model, not a curated record. NCBI's taxonomy places the organism in Eukaryota, Metazoa, Placozoa, Uniplacotomia, Trichoplacea, Trichoplacidae. The coding region runs from base 1 to 474 and encodes 157 amino acids.
AUGAUGGACAAAUUUGAAACUGAUCAAGUUAAACGUGUUAAAGAAGUUUUCCAGGUAUUAGAUUCUGAUGGAGAUGGAAUGCUAUCCCAUUCGGAACUAAAAACUGUGUUACAAAACUUAAAUCAAAACUGGGCUGAUAAAAAACUGAAUGAUGUCAUUUUGGACAUUGAUAAAAAUGGUGAUGGUUUAAUUAGUCAAGAUGAACUCUUGAACUGGCUGAUUAACGUUGAUUCAGAUUAUGAUAUCGAUUCCGAAGAUGCUAUAAAGGAAACUUUUACCACCUUCGAUAAAGACGGCGAUGGAUACAUUUGUGUAGAUGACUUUGUUUCUGUCAUGGGUCAAAUGAAUAGCACCAUAACUCGCGAAGAAGCCACUAAAGUCAUUCAGGCUGCGGAUGAAAAUGGAGAUGGCCUGAUAAGCUUUGAUGAAUUCAUUCAAAUACUGCAAGCUACACGCAGUACAACCGUUAAUUAG